Messenger RNA from Prunus dulcis (almond), 297 nucleotides. Its product is annotated as bZIP transcription factor 11-like. Gene Ontology annotation, biological process: positive regulation of DNA-templated transcription. Gene Ontology annotation, molecular function: DNA-binding transcription factor activity; transcription cis-regulatory region binding. Lineage: Eukaryota; Viridiplantae; Streptophyta; Magnoliopsida; Rosales; Rosaceae. Gene Ontology annotation, cellular component: nucleus. Bases 1 to 297 code for a protein of 98 amino acids. The record is from RefSeq and is a predicted model, not a curated record. The transcript has a single exon.
AUGGCUGAACUGAAGAAGGAGAACAAUCAGAUCAUCACCAGCGUGAACAUCACAAGUCAGCAUUACAUGAACAUUGAGGCAGAGAACUCUGUUCUCAGAGCCCAAGCGGAUGAGCUUAGCAACAGACUGCAGUCUCUGAAUGAGAUUGCGAGUUUCUUGAAUGCAAGCAAUGGGGUUUUUGCUGCUGGAGAUUCAAGCAGCUUCAAUGAGCCCACUGACAGCUUCUUCAACCCAUUGAAUCUGUCAUAUUUGAACCAGCCCAUCAUGGCUUCUGCUGCAGAGAUGUUUCAUUACUGA